GUCACAGCUUCGUCAUUCUUCGUACACACGUUAGCGUGGAACCUGUUUCAAAAUGGAGGACGCGAUGUCAACGCCAAUAAAUACAAUAUCGAGGGAGAACCUCACUGUUUUAAUAGCUAAUAACAUGUUGAAUAAUUCAGUAGAAUUCAACUCCGAUUGUGAUUCGAUGGAGACAGAUUCACCAAUAAGAAAACCGAGCGCCCAACCAAUCAGCAAAAAGCUAUUCCAUUCACCGAUGGCUGAGAGCCCUAACGAACCCACAUUCACUUGGAACGCGGACCGGACCAGAAAGGCGAAAAAGCGAAAACAAACACUCAUACCCGAUAACACUGAGAGGAUCAAAAGAGCGUAUGUGAAAGAGUGCGACAAGGACGGCUACAGCCCCGACACACGCGGGGGAAUGAGAAAGAAAGUUUUAAUCAGCCUCUUCCACAACAAGGAGUAUUCUAUGGAUUUUGGCAGUUGAAUUUAAAAUUAGAAUUGUUUAACGUAUAUUGGCAAUCUGGUGUAUUGUUAGUGGGCGGCCAUGUUAAAUAUUUGCGCGGUUUAUUGGUAAACCGAUAUUUUGAUAAGGGUCACAGUAAUUAAUGAAAUACCCUGAAGCCACUGUGGGCAGUCCAGUGUUCAUAUUACGGUACAUAGUUUAAGUUAGUGCGGUUUUAUGAUACCUCGUGUAUCGAGAUCGAGACCUUAUGUCUUAUGAGCUUUAAGUAGUACGAGACUGAAUUAAUAUUAAUUGCUCGAUUAAUUUUAGUAAAUCAUUGGUCUUCCAGUAAUUUAAGGGAAUACAAUACAUAUCGUAGACAAUAAUUAAUUGGUAACACUAUGUUUUACUACCGUACAAUUAUUGUAUCGUAAGUAGAUAGUAAGUAGGUUAAUGCAUGCGAAAUAUGAUUAUUUUAUUUAGAAAUUAAUGUAAUGUG
Molecule: messenger RNA, 923 nt
Organism: Spodoptera litura
Lineage: Eukaryota; Metazoa; Arthropoda; Insecta; Lepidoptera; Noctuidae
Source: RefSeq, a predicted model, not a curated record